AUCAUAGACGAAAAGAAACCAGGAAGUAAGGAGAAGUUAUUACAGUCUGAACUGAGCCCAGGAUGGGCAAGGCAACAGCCUCUGCAGGUUGGUUACUCAUUAGCAAAAAAGAAAGGGUGGCUGGCAGAACGAGAGAGAGGAGAGCAGCCUGAAGUGUGGGAAAGCUGCGCACAUAGGACAGGUGGGAGACUUCACCUGGGGUUAGUAUCUUUUUUCUUGCUAACAUUUUCUUGGAACACAGAACAAAGUCACUGUUUUCUUAUCUAAAUAAAGCCUCUUACCUUUUUUUUUUAAUUUAAAUUUUUGUUGUGGAAUUCCCUAGCAGACAGGAAGAGAGGUAUCUUCUGACUGAGCGGCUGCCCAUUUUCCACUGGAUUCUGCUCUGGGGCAGCAGCUGCAGCCACGGACAGCGAGGCACUGUGAGUCUUUCCAGGCAGAGCUUGCUGCAACCAGGUCUACAGGACUUGCAUACUCUCCAGAGUAUGGUGAACUGGACCUGAAUUCAAAAUUGUCUGGUGCUGGAGAAAAAGGUGGAUCUGCAGAGAUUACGAGGAAAGGAAAGCCCCUCUCCCCUUCUACUUGGCUAGGCCACAAUGGGCAAUAUUUGUUUGAGGGUCUGGGCGUACUUGCAGCCCUAUCUCCCCUGUGUGUACCAGGACACUGACAGUUCGGUGGUGAUCGAGAAUCCAGGGGCCCACUGUGGCCCUGAACCACCACAGUCACUGAAGCAGAAACCAGAGAGAAGCCACAGCCAGUACUUUGUUGCUUUGUUUGAUUACCAAGCUCGAACCGCAGAGGACCUGAGCUUCCGUGCAGGUGACAAACUCCAAGUCCUGGACUCUUCCCAUGAGGGCUGGUGGUGGGCCAGACACUUGGAGAAAAGGGAAGACAGCGCUGGCCAGCAACUGCAGGGCUACAUCCCUUCUAACUACGUGGCGGAGGACAGGAGUUUACAGGCAGAGCCGUGGUUCUUUGGAGCAAUCAAAAGAGCAGAUGCAGAAAAUCAACUACUAUAUUCAAAAAAUCAGACGGGCGCCUUUCUGAUUAGAGAAAGUGAAAGCCAGGAAGGAGAGUUCUCCCUCUCAGUUUUAGAUGAACGAGCUGUAAAACACUACAGAAUCAAAAGACUGGAUGAAGGAGACUUUUUUCUUACCCAGAAAAAAACAUUUUCGACUUUGAAUGAGUUUGUGAGGUAUUACUCCACAACAAGAGAUGGCCUGUGUGUCAGGCUCGGAAAACCAUGCUUAAAGGUACAGGUCCCUACUACUUUUGAUUUGUCCUAUAAAACUGUGGACCACUGGGAGAUAGACCGCAGUUCCAUUCAGCUUCUGAAGCGACUGGGAUCUGGUCAGUUUGGUGAAGUCUGGGAAGGCCUUUGGAAUAACACCACUUCGGUAGCUGUGAAAACAUUAAAACCAGGUUCAAUGGAUCCAAAUGACUUCCUGAGGGAGGCGCAGAUAAUGAAGAGUCUGAGGCAUCCAAAGCUCAUCCAGCUGUAUGCUGUUUGCACUUUAGAAGAUCCAAUUUAUAUUAUUACAGAAUUGAUGAGACAUGGAAGUCUGCAAGAGUAUCUCCAAAUUGAUGCUGGGUCAAAAAUCCAUCUGGCUCAACAAGUAGACAUGGCGGCACAGGUGGCUUGUGGAAUGGCCUACCUGGAGUCCCAGAACUACAUCCACAGAGAUCUGGCUGCCAGAAAUGUCCUCGUUGGUGAACACAAUAUCUACAAAGUAGCAGACUUUGGACUUGCAAGAGUUUUUAAGCAGGUAGAUAAUGAAAACAUCUAUGAACCAAAAGAUGAAGUAAAGCUACCCGUGAAAUGGACUGCCCCUGAAGCCAUUCGGACUAAUAAAUUUAGCAUUAAGUCUGAUGUGUGGUCAUUUGGAAUUCUUCUUUAUGAAAUCAUUACUUAUGGCAAAAUGCCUUAUAGUGGCAGGACAUGUGCUGAAGUAAUCCAGAUGUUGCGUCAAAACUAUCGACUUCCUCAACCAACUAACUGUCCCCAGCAAUUCUACAACAUCAUGCUGGAGUGCUGGAAGGAGGAGCCUAAGGAACGGCCAACGUUUGAGAGGCUACAAUUGAGACUUGAGGACUAUUUUGAUGCAGACUCGUAUGCAGAAAGAAAUAACCUCGUAAGAUGAAUACUAAAGAAGAAAUAAUGAGGGAAUAAUAAAUUGAAUAAUCAGUCCAGAAAUACAAUCAAUACCAACUGCAAAAAUCAGUUUAUCUUAACAUAGUCAAGUGAUGGGGUAAAUUUGGUCAUGCAUUAUUAAAAUAAUGCUACAUGUGGAUUUUAUUGAUGGAAAAAUACUGCAGGAUAGUUCAAGAUAAUAUAUCAUUUUCUCACUUUACAGUAAAAUCAAACACACUAAAUGAAGUAAUUUUUCUUUUAAAGAGAUACUUACAUUUCUAUUUAUUGUUUUGAAUGAUUAUCAAAAGAAUCAACAGAUGAUAGUCAAUCUUUACUCUGUGGUGAGUAUAGCAUUUUCCUGUUUACUGAUUAGACUGGUUAUUCACUAUUCCUUGGCUUGCUGAAUCCCAUCAGGCUGUUAUUAUGAAGGAAACUGAUUGCUUUAGGGCACAGCAGGACCUGUGCUUUGAGAUUUUUUCGUUUUUAAAAUAUCCUGUAACUACAAUGAUGGCAAAGCUAUGUUAAAUGACUUGAUUGUACUUGAAGUAAUUGCACAUAUUUUUCCUAUGUAUAAAAAAGAUGAAGCAGCUGUUGAAAAAAAGAAUUAAAAUAAUUUUCAUUUUGUAGAAGGAAA
Molecule: messenger RNA, 2762 nt
Organism: Chinchilla lanigera (long-tailed chinchilla)
Lineage: Eukaryota; Metazoa; Chordata; Mammalia; Rodentia; Chinchillidae
Gene: Frk
Product: fyn-related Src family tyrosine kinase
Exons: 8
Coding region: 594-2138 (514 amino acids)
Biological process (GO): innate immune response; protein phosphorylation; cell differentiation
Cellular component (GO): extrinsic component of cytoplasmic side of plasma membrane
Molecular function (GO): ATP binding; non-membrane spanning protein tyrosine kinase activity; signaling receptor binding
Source: RefSeq, a predicted model, not a curated record